AAAGAAAUUGCCUUUUUGGCUGAACAAGAGCCAAUUUACAUUUUACCAAGGUACACGAUGAACGGAACUGAGCUUAUCGGACCGAGCAUGCCCAAGAUGAAGGCAUUGCAAAGAACAGAGGUGUCUUUGUGGCUUGCUGUCCUUUUGAAGAAGCAAAACAAGUGCAGUAUAGUCAUUCCUGACUGGCUCAGCGUACCCUUCUUGAAAGCCAAGUAUAUCGAGGAGCAGCAAAGAAAGGAGAGAGUCAGCGAGCUGCCUUGGCAUUGGAUCCCGACCUCUAAGAUUCUUCUCGAUGUGUGCUCAGACGACUUCAUCGAUUCUCCGCAUGAGCUACGGUCCCUCAUCCAGGAUCUGCGGGAGAUUCGCAUGCUCAAGACACGUCAAGGUUUUGCAAUGGUCGACGACGAGUACUUGGAGUUAACCGGUUUAAGUUUAAUGGAAAUCAACGAGAUUCGUCCGUUCUUGCUACAGACAAUGAACACGCUCCGUGACUUGCGGAAGGUGACGCUGUCG
Pichia membranifaciens NRRL Y-2026 is the source of this 513-nucleotide messenger RNA. RefSeq lists its product as hypothetical. Gene Ontology annotation, cellular component: GINS complex; nucleus. The record is from RefSeq and is a predicted model, not a curated record. The annotation marks the transcript as partial. The transcript has a single exon. Gene Ontology annotation, biological process: DNA replication; double-strand break repair via break-induced replication. Lineage: Eukaryota; Fungi; Ascomycota; Pichiomycetes; Pichiales; Pichiaceae.